Molecule: messenger RNA, 1053 nt
Organism: Osmia lignaria (orchard mason bee)
Lineage: Eukaryota; Metazoa; Arthropoda; Insecta; Hymenoptera; Megachilidae
Product: tetraspanin-7
Cellular component (GO): plasma membrane
Source: RefSeq, a predicted model, not a curated record
GGUGGGGCAAGCCACGCACGCAACACGUAAGCUCGUGCAACCCGGCUGUAAAUCGAUCGUCUUCUCACUUGUUUCAAGAGAGUAGUGCGUAGUACAUUUUCGAAAAACUUCAUCCAAGAGUCAUUGACAGAAGAAUAUCAUAAACUAAGAGAAUAUAAUAAUGACUAAACGUUUAGAAACCGUAGCCACAAUGGCUUGCAUGAAGACAUUGCUGAUGCUGUUCAAUUGUGUCUUUUGGGUCUUUGGUAUUCUGAUGCUGUGUAUUGGUAUUUGGAUGCGAAUAGAACUUCGCGACUACGUUGAUGUAAGCGCAGAAAGUGGAAGGGCAGCUUUAUUGGCGUUAGCAUGUUUAGGGGCGAUUUUAACCCUGACAGCAACACUUGCCUGUUGCUGCACAACCCAUGGUCACCCAGCACUUUUGUACCUGUAUGGCGCAUUUUUAGCUGUCGUUACAUUAUUGGAGCUUGGAGCUGGUGCAUCAAUCUAUGCUUAUCGUACCAAUUUAAAUGAUCAGUUUGGUCAAGAUUUCAACGAUACCAUGGCUGUAUAUGGACAAAAUGAAAGGAAAACUGCUGACAUCGACACUAUACAAUCUACUCUUCAAUGCUGUGGUAAUAGGGACUACACCGAUUGGUUAAAAAUGGUUCCGCCAAAGGAAAUUCCACGAUCUUGUUGCAAAGUGCCAACUGAACAGUGUAAAACUUACGAUCCGAAUCAAUUUUAUACUCAGGGAUGCUAUACCCGUGUGCUCGACUUCAUAAAUAGCAACAUAGGUCUGGUUGCUGGUAUAGCAAUCGGUGUGGCUUUCUACCCUUUGGUUGGCGUUUUCCUAGCAUGUUGCUUAGCCAGCAACAUCAACAAAGUAAAAUACGAGCAGGUUGCUUAGAAUUUACGCUCACAGAACAACUCGCUGUACCAGUAAAGAGACAAUCCUUCAUUUUAUUAUUAACAACUUUUACAAAUUUCAUUGCAAAAAUUCAUUUCAUGAUCUUUUGUUUUUAUGCAUAAAAUAAAGAAUAGUAAGCUACUAUUAUUCGUUAUAUACAUAUAAUC